Messenger RNA from Acytostelium subglobosum LB1, 1440 nucleotides. RefSeq lists its product as hypothetical. The coding region runs from base 1 to 1440 and encodes 479 amino acids. Lineage: Eukaryota; Evosea; Eumycetozoa; Acytosteliales; Acytosteliaceae. The record is from RefSeq and is a predicted model, not a curated record. The transcript has 6 exons. Gene Ontology annotation, biological process: transport. Gene Ontology annotation, cellular component: membrane; Golgi apparatus.
AUGCGACUGCGGAUGCGUACACAGAUACCUUUGUUGGUUGUAUCACUUCUGUUGCUACUGCCUCAUGAGGUCAUUGAUGCAAGACAGUAUAUCGAGACACUCUCUCUUGAAUCAAACAAGCCACCAACAUAUCCCAUUACUCACUUUGCCUUCUUGGAAGGAGGAACAUUAUCUGUAUCAGUUAUAUCUUCGCCUCAAGAACAACCAGUAUACUUCACAGCAUGUUCAGAGUAUGAUUGGUUAUACUUGUAUGGCCACAAGGUUGUUGAACCUGCAUGUGAUCUGUUGAACAACUCGACAAAGGAACAGAAUGAGAUGCGAUGUUUGAUAGUGGCCAAGUUCACAGAUCAGCUCAGUAUAUAUAGAACGAUCGAUAGGUACGGCGAGUUCUACAUCAACCUACUCACGUGCCAGAACAUCAGCAUGGUCAACGUCACAAUGAACGCGACAAUGCUCAACCCAGACGGCAACAAGCUGUCGGCCGAGCUGGUGCCCACGCCCACUCUCUAUCUGGUGAUGGCGGUGGUGUGGACCUUCAUACUGAUCAACUGGCUGGCGCUGUUCAUUGCGCGCCACCGCCGCUAUCUGUCCCUGCUGCACCUGCUCAUCACGGUGUACCCUCUGUCCAAGGCGCUCAUCUGUGCCUACGACUACUACAUCUUUCACAUGGCUGCGUUCGACAUGCUACACACGUCCAACAACUUUGUCUUCCAUCUCUUGCGCAUUUACUUUGAGCUCUUCUUCCAGCUCUUCCUACUCUUGCUGGCGAUCGGUUGGAGACUCAUCAAGAAUGGUCUGCGCAAUGAACGAGUCAGCAUAUUCGCUCUUCUCACAGGUCUUGGCGUAGCCCUAGUACUCAAUGAGUUAUAUUCAAGGCAGAACAUAUCAUAUUUAUUUGUCGUGAUGUUUGUACAGCUGUUUAGAACAAUACUCAUCUUUUAUAUCUUUGCAUCGAUCGACACCAACAUCAAAGAGUUACACUACAAUAUAUUACAGACACCUCCAUCAUUGCAAGCAGAACUAAUGUCACUCAUCAAGAAGUACAAGAUAUUCAGAACACUAAAGUCCAUUGUAAUGUUAUGGAUUGGAUUGGUUGUGCUCAAGUUCUUCUCAACAUUACUGUUCUAUGGAGGUGGAAUGAAUAACUGGGCAGAGAUGAUGACUGGUGAGCUAUUGGAUUUAAUAAUAUUCAUUUGUAUAGGAUAUGUUUACCGACCAAGGAAUGACGAUGUAUUUAUAUUUAGAUCAGAAGAGGGUAAUGAUGCAGAAUCUGGCAAUAUUGAAAUGGAUACUAUUCAAAUUAGUAGGAACAGUAAUUCAACUGGAAACAACAACAAUAGUAGUAGCCAUGAUGAUGACGAUGACGACGAUGAUGAUGAUGAUGAUGGUGAUUCAGUACAUUAUAGACCAACCACAACUAUACCAACUACAUCAAUAUAA